UAGUGCAGGCGGCGCUCGCAGAUUCUCCUGGACCCACGUGGAAGCGGCGCGCAGGAUGCUGCGCCGCGAGGCCCGCCUUCGCCGCGAGUACCUGUAUCGCAAGGUCCGCGAGGAGGCGCAGCGCGCGGCUCAGGAGAAGAAGGAGAAGGUGCGGCGCGCGCUCGAAGAGAACCGCCUGAUCCCCACCGAGUUACGCAGGGAGGCUCUGGCCUUGCAGGGUUCCCUGGAGUUUGAUGACGCUGGCGGUGAAGGUGUGACCAACCAUGUCGAUGAUGAAUAUCGAUGGGCAGGGGUUGAAGAUCCCAAGGUCAUGAUCACUACUUCCCGAGACCCCAGUUCUCGCCUCAAGAUGUUCGCAAAGGAGUUGAAGUUGGUGUUUCCCGGCGCCCAGCGCAUGAAUCGUGGCCGACAUGAGGUGGGGGCACUGGUGCGAGCCUGCAAAGCUAAUGGGGUCACUGACCUGCUGGUUGUCCAUGAGCAUCGAGGCACACCUGUGGGGUUGAUUGUCAGCCACCUGCCCUUUGGCCCCACUGCUUACUUCACACUAUGCAACGUGCUUAUGCGGCAUGACAUCCCUGACCUGGGCACCGUGUCAGAGGCCAAACCUCACCUCAUCAUUCAUGGCUUCUCCUCCCGCCUGGGUAAGCGGGUCUCUGACAUACUUCGUUACCUGUUCCCUGUGCCCAAGGAUGACAGCCACCGUGUCAUCACCUUUGCAAACCAGGACGACUACAUCUCCUUCCGACACCACGUGUACAGGAAGACCAACCACCGCAAUGUGGAGUUGACAGAGGUCGGGCCACGCUUCGAGCUGAAGUUGUACAUGAUUCGCCUUGGCACGCUGGAACAGGAGGCCACAGCAGAUGUGGAGUGGCGUUGGCACCCCUACACCAACACUGCACGCAAGAGGGUCUUUCUGAGUGCUGAGUGAGCCCACCCCGUUGUUGGGAUGUGGGCGUGGACCCAGGAGGUCGGAGAGGUCCGAAUAAAGUCUGUGUGUCAUACCACUCCAUUUGCCUCUGAGUGGUUUGGACAGGCCCACUGUCAGGGUAAGUGUGAAGGACAGUGUCCAUGAGGUCUUCGUAGGUGGGGAUCUGACAGCUCGGGGACAUUCUUACGCCUGGUGUUGACAUUGUGUCUAGGACAAAGCAGGCUCUGAGCCACUGGGAGAGUGUAGUGCUGCCCCCAGGAGAGCUGGCAGCCCGGGCCUUGAGAGCGCACCGUCUGGGAGGGGGAUGGGCACAGGUAGCAGGGCCUGUCUCACAGGGUAGGAUCUAUUCAGUGCUUCCCAGGAUCCCUCUGCCUGCUCCAGCACACAGGCAUACCUUC
Molossus molossus (Pallas's mastiff bat) is the source of this 1329-nucleotide messenger RNA. It is a transcript of the gene IMP4, whose product is annotated as IMP U3 small nucleolar ribonucleoprotein 4. Gene Ontology annotation, molecular function: snoRNA binding; rRNA primary transcript binding. Bases 56 to 931 code for a protein of 291 amino acids. The transcript is spliced from 9 exons. The record is from RefSeq and is a predicted model, not a curated record. Gene Ontology annotation, cellular component: nucleolus; small-subunit processome; Mpp10 complex. Lineage: Eukaryota; Metazoa; Chordata; Mammalia; Chiroptera; Molossidae. Gene Ontology annotation, biological process: rRNA processing.